This is a messenger RNA of Prunus armeniaca (apricot), 2925 nucleotides long. The record is from the annotation of a GenBank genome assembly. Lineage: Eukaryota; Viridiplantae; Streptophyta; Magnoliopsida; Rosales; Rosaceae.
AUGGAUACUUUGUAUUCAAACUUACUCAACCCUCCCUAUAUUUCUCACUUUUUGCUCCUUUUGUUUUUGGCAUCUUCAUAUCUGCACACUAGCAGUCACUUCUGUUUCUGUUUGGUUGAUGGAGUUCCAAGCAUUGGUAGUGUUAGAUCAUGCAUCGAGGAAGAGAGAAGUGCGCUUCUUAGUUUUAAACAGGAUCUCAAGGAUCCCUAUGGAAGGCUUUCUUCUUGGGUGGGUCGCGAUUGCUGUCAAUGGGAAGGGAUUUCAUGCACCAACCGCACCGGUCAUGUGGCGAAGGUGGACCUCCGGAAUCCAUGUUCAUAUGAUGACGAGGAAGGUACUUAUUAUAACCAGUCUUGGUUGGGGGGUAAGAUAAAUCGAUCUUUGCUUAGCUUGAAAUAUUUAAAUUAUUUGGAUCUAAGCUGCAAUUAUUUUGAUGGGAUUCACAUCCCUAAGUUCUUUGGGGAUCUUAAAAGUCUGAGGUAUCUCAAUAUUUCCUCUGCAUCAUUUUCGGGAGAGAUUCCCCCUUCUCUCGGUAACUUAUCAAAGUUGAACUAUCUUGAUCUUGGCAACUCUUUUUAUAAUACUCGCUCAUUUGAAAUGCAUUCCAAAAACUUGAAUUGGCUUUCUCAUCUCUCUUCCCUAAAAUACCUCAAUCUCAAUGGAGUGAAUCUUAGCACAGAAGUUCCAAAUUUGCUGCAUCAUGUUAACAUGCUUCCUUCCUUACUGGAGUUACACUUAUCUAAUUGCUUCUUUGAAAGCCCUCCACUAUCACUACAGAAGAUUAACUUCACCUCACUUUCUGUCCUUGAUCUGUCCUUCACCCCAAAUUUUGACCUUUAUCUGUCAAAUAAUGAAGUCAAUACUUCUUCAUUUCCCAGCUGGCUUUUCAAUCUUACCAGCCUCAGAAAACUUGAUUUAAGAUGGAAUUCUUUCGGUGGUCCUUUUCCCGAUGAACUUGCAAGCCUCAAAUCUCUGGAAUACCUAGAUUUGUCUCAUUGUGGGCUCGAAGGCCAACUGCCGGCCUCUUUAGGAAUGUUAAAAAGUAUGCAGCAUAUACACCUUUCGUGGCUUUUACUUUGGGGUUCAAUUCCAGCAUCUAUUGGAAACUUGUCAUCCUUGAAAACACUGGACCUGUCUAAUAGUAAUAUUAACGGCUCCAUUCCAGAAAGUUUGGGAAAACUCUCAGAGCUAGUUCGACUAGAUCUGUCUGCUAAUCCAUUGGAAGGCAUUCUAACAGAAGCCCAUUUCAUUAACCUCACCAGCUUAAAAAUUUGUCAUAUAGACAAUGAUGGAAGGCCCAUGCCCCUCGUUUUAAACGUGGCUUAUGAUUGGGUUCCUCCUUUCAAGCUCCAAGAGCUUGGCCUUGAAGACUUCAGAAUAGGUCCUGGUUUUUUGGGAUUUCUUCAAUCUCAGACUGAACUAGAAGCUCUCAGCCUUCGUCGUGCUGCCAUAUUGGGUUCCAUACCAGACGAAUGGUUCCUAAAGAUAUCUUCCCAAGUCGAAUAUUUGGACUUAGCUUACAACAACUUCGGUGGAAGGCUUCCAUUCCAAUUGAAGUUUCCAAAGCUAAUGUUUAUCUUUUUGGAUCAUAAUCAAUUCGAGGGCCCAUUUCCACUUUGGUCUAGUAUUGCCCAAAUCCUUGAUCUUCAAAGCAAUUUAUUUUCUGGACCAAUUCCCUCCAAUUUAGACCAAUUGAUGCCCCAAUUGACAUAUUUGGAUGUUUCUGAGAAUAAUUUGAGUGGUACUAUUCCACCCUCCAUUUGCAACAUGAAGUAUAUGAAUACCAUUUCGCUAAGAAAAAAUAAAUUAUUUGGAGAAUUCCCUCAACAAUGGAGUUUGUGGAGCGAAAUAUCCAUUAUUGAUGUCUCACACAACAAUCUUUCUGGCAAUAUUCCGAGUUCAAUGGGUAUCCCAAGUUCUCUCCAUGAAUUUAAGGCGAAUAAUAAUAAUUUUGGUGGUGAGAUUCCUUUUUCCUUUCAAAAUUGCACUCAUUUGGCCAUACUUAGUCUUGGACACAACAAAUUCACUGGAAACCUAGCUUUACGGCUUGGAUCAAACUUAUCAACAUUGGUGGUGUUAGGACUGCGAUCCAACCUUUUAAGCGGGCAUAUCCCCCAUCAGUUAUGCAAUCUUGUCUACCUUCGCACCCUAGACCUUGCUCACAACAACUUUUCAGGGACCAUUCCCAAGUGUUUGAAAAAUAUGACUUCUCUGGUCAAAGCUGAUGCUCCAUUCAUGGAGUCGGAGUUAUCUAAUAUAUAUGAUGGACAAACAACAAUAAUGUCAAAAGGGGAAGAACUUGAUUACGGAGAUUAUGCCUCAUUCUAUUGGGGAUUAAACAUCAUUGAUCUUUCAUCAAACAAUUUCGAAGGCGAAAUCCUUGAACAAGUAGGCAGUUUGGUUGAAUUGCAUACAUUGAACUUGUCGAUGAAUCAAUUAACUGGAGAGAUUCCUUCAAGCAUCGGAAAAUUACGCUGGCUCGAAUCUCUUGAUCUCUCACACAACCACUUUUCAGGACAUAUCCCUCAAAACAUGUCUUCGUUAACCUCCCUAUCUCACUUGAACUUGUCCUACAACAACUUAAUUGGAAGAAUACCUUCGGGCAACCAACUCGAAACCCUCAAUGAUCCAUCUAUUUAUGAAGGCAACCCAUCAUUGUGUGGGGCUCCUCUUUCAACUGUUUGCCCUGGAUAUGACACAGGACAUAUUGUUCCUGCAGAAGAUCUGAGUAAAGAUGAUGACGAAGUGUUUUGGUUUCACGUUAGCAUGGCACUUGGUUUCAUCGUAGGCUUUUGGGUUGUUUGUGGAACGUUGGUCUUAAAAAAGUCAUGGAGGUAUGCCUAUUUUAAAUUCUUUGACAACAUCAAAGAGAAGGUAGCAUUAACAAUUGCAUUGAAACUAGCUCGUUGGCAAGGGAAAUUGUGA